Messenger RNA from Triticum turgidum subsp. durum (durum wheat), 1827 nucleotides. The record is from the annotation of a GenBank genome assembly. NCBI's taxonomy places the organism in Eukaryota, Viridiplantae, Streptophyta, Magnoliopsida, Poales, Poaceae.
AUGGUGGUGGUAGGAGAACUAGGCGUUGGGGUUUCAGUCAUGGGGUGGUUCCUAGCGCCUCACAUCACCAAGCUCAUGGAGAUUGCACGGGAGUGCGCAGCCUCCAAGUGCAUGCUCUACGGGGACAGCACGGAGAUGCUGCAAAAACUGGCGGACGAUCUAUAUGACAUCAAGUGGCACCUCGACCCACACAGCACCGACUUCGUCAACGACCAGGGCAAGCUUGACCGGCUAUGGCGGCUCAAAGACGACGUCCACCGCGUGGAGGAGAUCUUGGACCUGUUUCAGCUGGAGAUCCAUGACAUCGAGACAACCGGUAAUUACAUAACAAGAAAUAAGAAGCGCCUGCACGGCAAGAAAGUUGAGUUGUCGCGUCAGCUGGUGAAAGUGCUCAAGAAUCUAGACGAGACCCGGGACAGGGCGCGGGAACUCCGACAUGGCGCAGGCCCUUCCAUGUCGCCAAAAGCAGAAACUGGCCAGCACACCAUGAGGGACAAGAGGAGCUUCUUCGGGUACCAGGACGAGUAUGCCCAGCUGGUCUCUAUGUUGUGGCCGCAGCAGAAUGGCCACAAGCUGGUGAAGGUGGACGCCAAGGCGCGGCGGGUUAUCGCCAUCGUCGGCCAUGCCGGGAUGGGGAAGACAGAGCUUGCUCGCCAGGUGUUUCGGGACGCCAAAGGAAAGUUUGAUCUUUGCAUAUGGGUGCACGCCUAUGGCAAGAACAAGGAGUUGGACCUCCUGAAAGAGAUCUGGAGGUCUGCUGAUAGGCCUGUCGGCGAUAUGAACGUCUCAAGCCUUCAGAAGAAGAUGGAAAACCUAUUGGCAUCCAAGAGGUGCCUUCUGGUGCUCGAUGAUGUAUGGAACCAUGAGUUGGCGACCAACGAGGAGGAGAGGGAGCAGGCAUCGCUGGCGCUGGAAUCAAUAAUGAGCUUUGCCCAAGGUGGAAGCCGAAUCGUGAUGACGACUCGUGCCAAGAUUUGUUCAGUGACAUUCAAAGCAGCUGCAAGCAUCAUCCUAAAUGGAAUCAAACCCAAGGAGAUGACACUUCUACUCAACCACACCGCCAAGCUAAGGACCGAUGGUACUAUUGACAAUGAUGACAAAAAAAUUCAACAGCUCGUAAACAAGCAGGUGUCCAAGAUGAAGGGGUCCCCGUUGGCGGCCGUGGAGAUCGGCCACGAGUUGAGGAAACAAACCACAGUUGACAAGAGGUGCGACAUAUUGCACAACGUUGAGCAUCAUUUGGACACCGUGUUACAGGCCCAUCUGUUCACGUAUCGCCAUCUCUUGCCGCGCCUGCAGCGCUGCUUCGAGUUCUGCAGCAUAUUCCCAUACAAUUGGAGGUUCGAGGCUGAGAAGUUGACCAAGAUGUGGAUAGCUCAUGGUUUCGUCGAGGAGGACGCCCAACAAGAAGGUCGGAGCAUGGAGGAUGUCGCCACAGACUACUUCCAUAGCCUGGUGGAUCGUUCAUUGUUCCAAGAAGAAGGAGGCGAACCAGCUGGAGGCAACGGGACGACCUAUGUGAUCCAUGAGCAGGUCCAUUGGAUGAUACGCAUGGCCUCUACCAAGAACUGCAUCAGCAUCUCCGGCACAGCAGUGAGAAGCAUCCCUCCCACAGUUCGUCACUUGUCUGUCACCAGCAGCUCUCUUGAUCAGCUCAAGGCAUAUCCUAAAAUCAUAGUACUCAGCAAUAUGAGGACCCUGCUAGUCCUACAGAGCAAUCAUGGUGAUGAUGAUGAUGAUGAUUCAACAUCAUCGACGCCCUUGAUCAGUACAGUUGACAGAGUACUCCAGUUGACAAGGGUAUACUCAAACUGUUCAAGGGCGUGA